This is a messenger RNA of Eutrema salsugineum, 1033 nucleotides long. RefSeq names its product nucleoside diphosphate kinase II, chloroplastic. Lineage: Eukaryota; Viridiplantae; Streptophyta; Magnoliopsida; Brassicales; Brassicaceae. Gene Ontology annotation, biological process: UTP biosynthetic process; CTP biosynthetic process; GTP biosynthetic process. The transcript has 7 exons. The record is from RefSeq and is a predicted model, not a curated record. Bases 106 to 813 code for a protein of 235 amino acids. Gene Ontology annotation, molecular function: nucleoside diphosphate kinase activity.
AAUUCUCUACCGAGUCUGGAUGGAUAGAGGGUAAAUAUGUCAUUUCAGCGUUGUUCUUAUUAGAUGAAGCGAAGGAAGUGAGACGCUGAGACAGAGCGCAGAAAAAUGGUGUCAGUGGCUGGUGGUCAAUGGGCACUCUGUGUCGCUUCGCCGUCGUCUUCUUCAUCGCUUCCAGGGAAAAACUCAGCAACUGGCAAUUCAUACUGUUCUCCAACUACUGUUAACUUACGCACUGAGUUGGCCGCAUUUCGUCCUCAGUUCCGUCUUUUCUCUCGCAUUUCUUCGUCCCGCCGCCGCCUUUGCGCUUCCAGCUCCGCCGAGUCUGGAAUCUUCCUCCCUCACCUUGUCGCUUCUAUGGAACAAGUUGAGGAGACUUACAUUAUGGUGAAACCAGACGGCAUACAACGAGGCCUUGUUGGAGAAAUCAUCUCUCGUUUUGAGAAGAAGGGAUUUAAACUGAUUGGACUGAAGAUGUUCCAGUGCCCAAGAGAAUUGGCUGAGGAACAUUACAAGGAUCUUAGUGCCAAAUCAUUCUUCCCUAGUCUGAUCGAGUACAUUACUUCAGGCCCAGUUGUGUGUAUGGCUUGGGAAGGUGUUGGUGUGGUUGCUUCAGCCAGGAAGCUAAUAGGGAAAACAGAUCCUCUUCAAGCUGAACCUGGUACUAUAAGAGGAGAUCUUGCUGUACAAACCGGAAGGAACAUUGUUCAUGGUAGUGAUAGUCCUGAAAACGGAAAGCGUGAGAUUGCUUUGUGGUUCAAAGAAGGCGAGCUAUGCGAGUGGGAUUCGGCUCUAGCCUCAUGGCUAAGGGAGUGAUCGUUGAGAAGACAGAUUCGAUUAUAAUGGUCUAAAAAGGAAAUUUCUUUACUUGUUUCUUGUUGAUGUUGUGAGAAUGAGCUCUGGUCUGUUUUGUUCUUGAUUUUGGUGGCAAUACAACUUCCAGUUUUCGGCUUAUAAUAACUUUCCUAUGUAACAAAAUGAGCUAUAGAUUCAUCCACAUUUUGGUUCAUCGUUACAUAAAGAUCUAGGAGUUCAU